AAAGAUAGGAGAGAUUCCAAAUCAUUCACGUCAAGCUGGUUUUUAGCUUUGCUUUGAUGUUUCUAAGAAUAACCAACUUCCAAUGUUAUGCCAUUUCUUUAAAACCACUCUCUCCGUCUAAAAUUCUUUUGGUUACAAACCAAUCUUCUCCGAGGUUGGGAUUGGAAUCCUUCCCCCUCUCAUAACAUGAGCACGUAACUUUAAUUGAAUUUUUGUUGGGGAUUUUCAUGCUUGUUUGAUUAUCCAAGAACUUUUCAAGUUCAAUUUUGAAGAGGAAUUUGAAUUGAAAUACAAAGUGUUCUUCUUUUUCUUGGAGUACUUGAAAAGCCUUGGAUAAUGGCAGCGGAAGAUACAGGAAGAGAGACAAUAGAAGAGAACCCAGAAAGGGAAUCAAAAUCCAGGGAGAUGAGAAGUGAAUCACUGAAUGAUCAGCCAUCCCCAAGAGGUGUAUUGGAGAUUCCUGUCCUCGGAUCAGAGUCUGAUACCAGCAGCUGCAGCAGCAAUUCUAGCUCCUACUCUCCAAAGAAGCCCGUUUUUCAGAAAUGCAACCGAGAUUCUUAUGGCUUGCAAUUCAGGAAUAUAAUUGGUUCAAUCAAGACGAAAACAUCGAGAAGGUUCUCUGUCAUUCCUUUGCUGACAAGUUACGAGACUUCCCGGAGGAACUUGAGGAGGAAACUGGCAAAACUUCAAGGCUCUGAGGAAGAAGAAGAGGUUGAUAUUGACUGCAUACCCGUGGCUAAACCAUCAUGGAAGAAUUUUUCUUAUUCAGAGCUUUCUGCUGCUACUGAUAAUUUCAGUCCUGAGAAUUUGCUCGGAAAAGGGGGCCAUGCGGAAGUAUACAAGGGGCACUUAUCUGAUGGUCAAAUUGUAGCAGUGAAGAAGCUAAUGAAGAAUGAGAAUGAAGAAGAGGACAGUGCCAAUGAUUUCUUGUCAGAACUUGGGAUUAUUGCUCACAUUAAUCACCCAAAUGCAGCUCAUUUAAUCGGAUUCAGCAUUGAUGGAGGCAUGCACUUAGUCCUCAAGUUUUCCCUUCAUGGCAGUCUUUCUUCUUUGCUUUUUGGUUCACCUGAGUGUCUAGAUUGGAAGACAAGGUUUAAGGUGGCUAUUGGGAUAGCAGACGGAUUGAAAUAUCUCCAUCACGACUGCCAGAGGCGCAUUAUACACAGAGACAUCAAAGCCUCUAACAUAUUGCUCACCCAAGAUUAUGAAGCUCAGAUUUCAGAUUUUGGUCUGGCAAAGUGGCUUCCAGAAAAUUGGCCUCACCAUGUCGUCCAUCCUAUUGAAGGAACAUUCGGGUAUUUAGCUCCAGAGUAUUUUAUGCAUGGGAUUGUUGAUGAAAAGACUGAUGUAUUCGCAUUUGGAGUUCUAUUACUGGAGAUAUUAACAGGUCGCCGUGCAGUCGAUUCAUCCAGACAAAGCCUUGUGAUAUGGGCAAAGCCACUCCUGGAAUCAAAUCAAGUAAAGGAAUUGGUUGAUCCUCGACUAGAAGACAACUAUGAUCAAACUGAAAUGAAACGUGCUAUGUUAACAGCUUCCAUGUGCAUUAGCCACGUAGCCACCAUGCGCCCGAGCAUGACAAGGGUUGUACAGUUGCUCAAGAAUGAAGACGGUCCCGUAGAAUGUCAGCAGAAGUCUCGUGGAGGGAAAGCAGUAAUCGUAGACGGUUGUGAUUUAAAUCGUCACAUGCAGAUGGUUAUGGAGUAAAUAAUGCUUGGUGCCGCUGCUGCAGCCACUGUUUUUCUUUUGUUGUUUGUGUGUAAAUUGGAACAAUACAGCAUGGCCCUGCAGGGUUUGUUGUUGAUAAAAUCCAUGACAUGAUUCUUCAGGUUUUAAGCUUCC
Molecule: messenger RNA, 1839 nt
Organism: Durio zibethinus
Lineage: Eukaryota; Viridiplantae; Streptophyta; Magnoliopsida; Malvales; Malvaceae
Product: receptor-like cytosolic serine/threonine-protein kinase RBK1
Biological process (GO): protein phosphorylation
Molecular function (GO): protein kinase activity; ATP binding
Source: RefSeq, a predicted model, not a curated record